UAUUCUAAACUUCUAUUGUUCCUUGUAACUGAGAAUUCAAAAUAGUCAAAUAGUAUAGCUUAACCAUGAAUGUGUGUGCCUGUUGCACCGAUAACAUAUAGUAUUUGGGUAUUUUAACAGAAGGCAAGUAAAGUAAUGGUUUUGAAAACGUAAAUUGGAUUGCUUAUUAUUCUCUGAGUCAUAAAAUAGAAACACCUGUAACUGCAAUUCCAAAUCAAUAUUUGUAUUACUACAGAUCAGGGAUUUUACAAAAGAAAAAAAGUAUGAUUAAACAAUGGAGUCAUUCCUUGCCAUUCAGGUGCAAACCACUAUACUUUCAGUGUGACUUCAGGUUUCUAUGUUGACAUAAUAAGGUGUUUCUGUCUUUCGUUGGUUGCCAGGUUCCUCACAAUAAUCUGGGUAAUUUGGGAUGCUACAGCCUUCUAGUGCUACAAAUCAAACCUCAUGAUAUAGGUUUUUUGGCCUUUUUUAUUUUUUAUUAAAAAUAUGUCGGUUCUGGUGGGAGCAUAACAUUGUGUGCCCUUAUUCUAUAUCCACUCAAAUAAGAACCUUGGGCCAUCACCAUCUUAGGGCCUAAGGAAAAAUUGUAAGGAGCCAGAUUGUCUUUCUUAGCGCUUUUUCCACAUGUCUACUCACUCUAAAUUGUUAAGUGCUAACUCUUUUAAAAUAUUCAGUUAUCUAACUGUUCAAUAGAAAAUGAAAAGAGGCAGGUGUUAAGCUCAAAAACAUGUGGCUCUCUUACUAAUUUUCCACUGGUUGAUUAGAGCAGUCUACAAACAGGAAUAACACUGCUCCAGGACUGAUGCUACCUUUGUUUUUUCCUAAUGCCACUGUGGGACUAGUGACCUUCAUAUGCUGCGCUGAUUAACUCCAGAAAUUAACUGUUUCUGCUGUAAGUACUGGAAAAAAAACCCAUUAAGAUAGAGCUAUAGCAUUUCUUCCAAAAUUAUAGAAUGGUGAACGCAGUCAUUCUUUGGCAGCAACUGCUUCUAGGCUCCUGUUUGCCAGUGUUUCCUAGCCACUCUAAAGGUUUCCACACAGUGGGUGUGGGGUCUCUAUUUUGUUUUUUUUAUUUUUGACCUUUUUCAAAUAGCAGACAGGAGAGAAAAACAAGAACGGGGGCAAUUUGCUUCCUAAUUGAUGUUUUUAGUGCUCUGUUGCCCAGCUAGAGAUACACAUGCUAAUUCAAUGGAAACAAGUUUUAUAAUGUUGUGGGUACUAUAUUAGACACCGAUGUAUAUCUUGGGGCUGACAGUCCUCAUGUUAGUGACCCCUGAAUUAGAUGGCGUGAUUGUUUCCAGUAUUCUCAAGGUUGACUCAGCUUUCCAUCCAAGAUAAUGACAUGGAUCUUGGAAUUCCCAAAAAAACUCUUAACAGGAUGUUGGGCAAUGCUUAUGAAGGUGCCCUGCCACCUGAUCAUACUGGAAUCCUUUCCAAUGACAAUCCUCUCUGCAACGAUGAGCAGAGCAACUUUCUGACCCACACUGAUGUGAUCAAGCGUUCUCAACCUCUGUUCAUCCAAGCAAAUAGAAAAAUGAAGGAGGAAAAGCCUCAUACCUUAUCUUUGCCUUCUAUCCCAAACCCUUUUCCAGAACUCUGUAGUCCCUCAAAUUCACCUAUCCUCACCAGCUCCACACUGGGGCCAGGAUCACAGCGUGAAGGUGGCUCUCAUGUAGUAAAAGUUUACAGUGAAGAUCAUACCUGCUGCUCUUUGGAAAUCACAGCAGGGACCACGGCCCGUCAUGUUUGUGAGAUGCUGGUGCAGAAAACUCAUUCUUUGCAUGAUGACUGCUGGUCUUUGGUAGAGGUCUAUCAUCACUUAUCUCUAGAACGGAUCUUAGAAGACCAUGAGUCUGUGGUAGAGGUUCAGGCCACAUGGCCUGUGGGAGGUGAUAGUCGAUUUGUCUUCCGGAAGAAUUAUGCUAAAUAUGAGCUGUUCAAGAGCUCACCACAAUCAAUAUUUCCUGAAGUUAUGGUUUCCAGAUGUCAGGAUGCAGCUAAUAAAGGCAUGUCCCACCUAGAACUCAUACAGAAUGUUCUAAAUUCAGGAAGCUGUCCUGAAAUUCAAGGAUUCUUGCAUCUGAAGGAAGUUGGGCGCAAAGCCUGGAAAAGAUUUUACUUUUCUCUGCGGCGUUCUGGGCUCUAUUACUCAACAAAAGGCAUGUCAAAAGACCCCCGGCAUUUACAAUAUUGUGUUGACAUAAAUGAAUCAGUCAUUUAUUAUAUAAGCCAAGGCAAAAAACAAUAUCACACGCCCACCGAGUAUGGCUUUUGUAUCAAGCCACAUAAGGCACGCAGUGGAGUCAAAGGACUGAAGCUAUUUUGCUGUGAAGAUGAACAAAGUCGCACAUGCUGGAUGGCUGCCUUUCGUCUCUUUAAGUACGGCAUACAGCUCUACAGAAACUAUCAGCAAUGUCAGACACGCCAAAAGGAACCAGCUUGGUUUGGCACUGUGCCCCUACGGAGCGUGUCUGAUAAUACCCUCGUUGCCAUGGACUUUUCGGGGUGUACAGGGCGAGUGAUUGAAAACCCCAAUGAGGCACUGACUGUAGCUCUGGAGGAAGCUCGGGCAUGGAGGAAGAAGACAUCUCAGCGAUACAGCCUUCCCACUGCAUUCCAGAGCUGUCCAUUCGGUGCUGCCAUCCACAAAAUGCAACCCUGGUUCCAUGGUCAUAUUUCUAGAGAAGACACCCAGCGACUUAUAAUUCAACAAGGAGUUGUGGAUGGGUUAUUCCUGGUGCGUGAAAGUCAGAGGAAUCCCAAGGGCUUUGUCUUGUCCCUUAGUCAUACGCAAAAAGUGAAGCACUAUCUGAUACUUCCGUGUGAAGAAGAAGGACGCCUCUACUAUACCAUGGAUGAUGGCCAGACGCGUUUUGCUGACUUGAUUCAGCUAGUGGAAUUUCACCAAAUUAAUCGUGGCAUCCUGCCUUGCAAGCUGAAGCACUAUUGCACGUGUGUUGCCUUAUGAUUGACUGUCACCCAUUGGCCAUUCCUGGGCCCUGAAUUACCAUUGGCUAAGGCUUAUAUGUAGGUCUUUUUGAAAUGCAUACAUCAGGACCUACUUCAGACUUUCAACUUCUCUUGUCCCCUUGCCUUCAGCCACUCCUACAAGAAACCAAGUAAAGAACAGUAUUUGAAAUUUCCCAUGGGGCUAUUCAUCAGUAAGCCAUCAGAUUUUUUUUUUUUUUUUCAGAAUCAAAGAAGGAUUUCAGGUCACAGUAUAGUAGUUUAGUUUGGAAACAGUCACAACGUUGUUGGCUGGUGUCUUUAUUUUUCCAUAUGAUUUUUUUUUACCUCUUCAGUGCCCUUCUAUAUGUAUGUUUUAAUACAGAUUUUGUUUUGUCACCAUGUUACAGAAAAUUUGCAGUGUUGAUUAUUUAAUGUUUCUAAUAAGAUUACCAAUUUCCAAUAGCCUGGUCCAGCAUGUAUGCCAGACUUAUGCAUUGUUUCAAAACCCUAACUGACUAGGAACAAUAGUAGGAUAUUAGACCUGAUUCUUAUUGCAAAUCAAUACAGAUAUACAAAAGUCUUAUUAACUCUCUUAAGAACUAUUGUCUGGUUCUUUCCAAGAUUCUAUGGGUGCUGUCA
Notechis scutatus (mainland tiger snake) is the source of this 3588-nucleotide messenger RNA. The record is from RefSeq and is a predicted model, not a curated record. Lineage: Eukaryota; Metazoa; Chordata; Lepidosauria; Squamata; Elapidae.